This is a messenger RNA of Amoebophrya sp. A25, 6579 nucleotides long. The record is from the annotation of a GenBank genome assembly. Lineage: Eukaryota; Dinophyceae; Syndiniales; Amoebophryaceae.
CUAGGACUAUUUAAUGAUGCCUAGACGAUUGCUCGAUCAUCGACUAGAUUGCUUCUUUAGUUUGGAAUCAUUCAUACAUCCUACUUUGUUCGUAAUCGUAUUCGAUCUGAAGUGCCUAUCUUCAUGAAAAUGAUCUCCAGUAGAUCACAUUUCCGCAGAAGCUCUUCGUUUGUUGUUGUAACCACGUGGCACAGAUAAUUCAAACACAUAUAGUAUCAGUUAUCCAUAUCCUGUAGCCAUCAACAGUACGAAUACGAUAGUUUCAGUGUCGUCGUGGAUGUACUUGUUGGUUUUCGUAGUUGUUGUUGCAGAAGUACAAAAAGAUGCCACGGACAUCUCAAGCAGCCAUAUCUGAGCAGGACGAGGCGUUGUGGACAAGAGCCCGCCUAAGGUGUCAGGCUGUCCAGGAUCCUAAAUGCUUGAAGAAGUUCAAAGAUAGGCGAUUUGGUGGACGAGACGAGGUAUCGAUCGCGGCUGGCGACUUGCUCUGCAACGUGAAAACAGAGCUUCCCCAUCGCCGAAUUACGGCUAUCCAUCGAUAAUUCCUAUUCCGUCCACGAACCAUUUGCUCUUCCGUCUUAGGUUUCUGAGAUGCACGACUGACGUAGAGGUAGAAGCAGUUAAAUUAUGGAGAAAGAUGAGUUGUUGAUGUUAAUCUUCAUCUUUCAGAAUUUUUUUCUUGCAUUUCUAACGUCUGGUUAAUCUUCUUCCACUUCUAACAGAGACAGCCCUUUUGUGAAGACAAUCUACGACACGGACAAAUGCGAAAGCAUUACACGAGAAAGGAUCACGCGUGCGCAGGGUGAUAAUACAGAGAAAGAGUGGCUGAAUGAGAAAGCGACAAAAGACAUGUUCUUCGAGGAGUUUACGGCUUUCCUUAUUUUUAUUAUUAUAAAUAUUUUUAAAUCAUCUUUCUAGUUCUACAUCAUCCUCAUCCAUCUCCGGCAUAUAAGUGUGGUGAGGGGUCCGCCACCUCUACAACAGCACGACUCUUCAUGGACGGUGCUGUUAGGAAGUAGUCGAAGUAACUACGACAUAAGAAGAUGAAAUAAGUAUGGGCACCAUCAUGUUUGACCACUUGUCCUCUGCAGAAACGGAAAGGGAUUCCGGGAUGCGACUAAAAGUGCGUCUACUGCUCUAAAGCAUGGCCGAGUGAAUGGGAGAUGCCCAACGAAGACGUCGCUGACACGACAGCAUGUUGUGAGGAGAGGUCGGAGCCGAAAACUUACGACAUGCUCAUAAAAGCAAGCGAGACGUGCGAGGCUGUGGAGGGCGCAUGCCUCAGCCUUAAGGCUUGAACAAGAUAGAAGGCACUGACACUCGAUUCAUAACAAGAAGAACAAGCAUCUUGGGAACUUUUUGAAGGGACACCAAGAUUGAUGCUUUGCUCGAUUUAUUUCCGGUAGUCAUUUAUUCUAACAUAAGUCAGAAGGAACAGGAGUUUUAUGGUGGAUGGACGGGGCCACAAGCUAAGGACGUCGUAGAGCCGGCUGGUGAGCGUCUGUGUGGUAAUGUGAGCGGGAACAAGGGGGAUGGCUCCAUCUUCAAUGACCCCUUCCUGCAGAAGAUAGUGGAGGACGGUUAUUCGUGUGGCAGCAUCACACGGGGAAUGAUCAAGGAGGAAAUCAAGAAUAGCGUAUCACUGAAGAACCCAGGCUCGUUUAGGAGUCCGGAAUACCUCUACCCAGAAAAGUAUUAUUUUCUUCAGGAUCGUUUCGGGACCAGCAAGUACGACGAAGAGUCUUUCUGGGAGUCACAAGUAGAAGAUGACAAUACUAAAUGCUGCAAGGAGACCACGAACAAGCCAAAGCCAAAGACACCAAGGCCAGCACCAGCAGCUUUACCACAAUCACAACUACCAGCACCAGCACCAGCGCCGAUGACGCAGGUACCGGCAUUGCCAAAACCAGCCUGCGAAUUCGUACGAAACUUACGGUCUGGACUUCAUUAGAAAUUGAUAUUGAAGAUGCAUGUGAAUGAAGUGAUUUGAUGUACUUAAGCAGAUGUUGACGAAGAUAAGCCCCACUUAUGGAGGUGGAGAAGAUGAGUAGCUCUUCUAACAGCUGCCUGCAUGGUUGCGCGUCACGUACCUGUAAUUCCUGAGAAUACUCAAGCGAAUUAUAGAAGCAUGCGCCGCGAAGGGGAAGGUUUGACCGACGCUAAGAAAGUAGAGGAAGCCGGCAGGCAUUUUUGCAACCUCAAAGCUGAUGUCCUCGACAAGGAUCAUUAAGACUGGUUGUAGUAUAAAAUAUGUAGUGCAUCUUCACGACCGCCAAGGACCGUUCAUCUCGACUUUCUUUUUAGUAUGAAGAAAGACGAAUCAGCAGUAUGCCUAUGUCAGCGAUGAAUCUUUUAGUUUUAAUCAUUGCUCUCCUAGAUUUUUUCUCGAAUUAUAUAUACUAUAUCUAUAGCAACUAUUACUAGGGAGAUGUAAGUCAAGAUGCUUCCUUUUCCUGCAGACCCUAGGUCGUGUUCGUAUUUUUGUAACCUAUUUAUCCACUAAGAUACUUCGUUUCUCAGCGACAGUACAAACAAUCCAGCCUUUAUACGAUACGAAGGCGCUAUCGCGAACGAAGGCUGCAAAGGUAUCGACCUAGCAUUCAUCAGGACGAUGGCGGAUGGCGAUAAACUCCAACUGUAGGAAGACUUUUGCUAUCUCAGACUUCGGAUUUCACUAAAGCCCAGUAGAUAUUCUUACACUACUGGCACGGGCAAAAAAGGAGGCCAUCUGCAAGAUUUUUGGCGCGCACUAUCCAGCUCUGGUGGUCAUUUUCGUCUUAGCGACUGAAGCGGCUCCCGUUUUACACUUCUAGUGAAUUACAUCUGCGGAAUAUUCGCUAGACGUGGUGGUAUAUACCAAGACCUCCUCGUUAUACGUCAUACUUCUUACAGUUGAAAAAACGCAGACAAGAACUUCCAAGUCCAACUAAGGUUCAUCGAUAUUAUUAAAUCUCAACGAUAUUCCACAAGAACAAAUGAUCAAUUAUACUUGUCGCCAUCCAGCAAGAAGCGCGAGAACGUAACCACCCAAGUAGCCGAGAACGUAGGUAGGUGACCCGAAAUAUUCGUGCACCAACUGGAUAGUAGAAGUACUCGAAAACUGAAAAUAACCGAGCUACUGACUGAAAUAAGGGAGGCAGCUUUGACAGGGCUACUCUUCCUUGUUCGGUAUCUCGCUUAUUUUAAGUAGUUAUACUCGCUUAUUUCAGUUUAUCGAAUAUAAUAUUUAUUAAGUUGACCAAGCUAUUCACUAGACGUGGUGGAAAGUCGGCGUCUCUAGUUUCGCGGUAUAUCUUACACAAACCGGAGGACAUUCUUGAAGACUAGAAGCGUACAUAAAGGAGGGUGGCCAAUAAUUUUUUAAAGGGCCUACUUGCUUCCAUUUCGACACCAAAGAUCUCCUGGAGUUUCGUGUAAGCCUGCCAAGUCUGAGAUAGCAAGAGUCUUUCAUCACUACGGACUCCCUGCUGACUGGCAAAGUGUUGCUAUCGCGGCGAGGGAAAGCGACGCACAAGAUAUUAAGGAGGGUCGUUUUCCGUAAUCGUAGUGCAUAAUGAUUUGAGAUUUUGAUGAUCGAGGAUGGUUGACGCUGAUUCAAAUAAAAACAAUUUUGGUUCACCUUCUUGAAAAAUUGCAAUCAAUGCUGGAACAGGACAUACGUCACGGCCAGGAGAGCAUCAAAAUUAGACUAAGCGCAAGGUAGCCCAACUUCAAUGGCUAGGGAUUUGGAUGAUGUGCUUCAUCAUCCUCCGCGAUGUCGCCCUUGUCUUGUGACUAGUGCCCAUCUGCGCAAGCACCGGAUAAAUAUGAGGAGACAAAGCGGCUGGCCUUUGUUGUUAUUUUAUGAAUAUCCAUCAGGCUUAGUGCCUUUCAAUUUCAUCCGCCUAGGCUAACUAGAUCGCGGCCGUCGAUCUUCAUCAUCUAAGUAAGUAACCACUUACUCCACUCGCUAGCGACCUUUUUAGUCAAGGGUCUUAGGAGUUUGAUCUUGGUACUGAUGGUGAUGCUGAUGAUGUUGGUCUUGGUGCUGCUGUCGUGUUGGUCUUCUUGCUCUUGUUGUUUCCUUGAUCAUGAUGCCCGCGGGUCGUUAUGCUGUUGACUUCAGUACUGGCAGGAUGAUCCUUAUGCCCAUGCUUAAGAUGAUUCCUCGUUUGCAUUUGGGGGGCGACAGCGUAUGCGGUUGCUAUCAUAUAUGAGCCCCUUGCUGUUCUUGUUCGUUCUUGUGUGAAAGAAAACGAGUGCUGUUAUGUUUUUCGAAUUAAGUAUUCAUAUUUUGAAGGAUUCUAAUGUCCUUAAGAAUACUGAGCAAUGUUGUCGGUCUACCUCGCAACCAGUGGAAGGGGGGCAGCAGCAGCGUCAGCAGCAACCGCAGCCUCAGCAGCAGCCACUGCAACCACAACUACCGGAGCUUCAGGCUGAGCAAGCGCCUGGUGCUCCCAAUGCGCAAGAGCUGCAGCAGCCGUCUGCCCCAGAGCAGCAGACGACUGCUCCUAAAGUAGACGCGACCUCACCACACGCAGAAAACGAGCAGGAGGCGGCGCGCAUUGGAGUAAAUGCUCAAUGUUGUGCGACCACAGCAACAUUUCUCCAGGAAAAAGAGCAACCAGCCUGGACAGCCCUUCGAGGUAAUUCUAGCACUUAUUGUUUAUUUGAUAUGUAGUUUGCAAUCAUGGACGGCGACAGACUUUUUUAGUCUACAAUUUACUUCAAAACUUCGCUUGCUACAACUAUCAUUGUUGACAUAUUUAUUAUUUAUUUCCUUCCUAAGAAUAAGAAACGAAGUGUAAGAACUCUAUGUAUCUCAAUCUUCUCUAAGUAAAAGUUCAUGUUUCGUUCGACCUUGUUCUAUUCGCUUGUUGAAGAACAUUUUUUCUCAUCUCGCAGGUUCUCGUGGUUUUUCAAGCAAGAGUCCAGAAGCGAUGACGUCGGUGGCUAUUGCGAUGGGCCUUGUGGUCCUCUCAUUUGUAUUGUUUGCCCUGGUCUAUCUGUUUCGCUCUCGCUGGCUGCGCACGGGACGAAAGGAAAAGGAGGCACAUGGUACUUCGUCAAGUAAAGACAAUGCUAUGUAUAUUUUUAUAUUUAUAUGGCGUUUUAGGAAAUGUACGGGUGUAUUAGAUUAGUGUUAGUUAUGGACCUAAUAAAGAUUAACUAUUCCACUAUCGUCUAGAACAACUGCAUUAUAUGGCGUCUUUGUCUUAGUGUGGCUUGGCUUAGCUAUUAGGAUCAUGGAUCCUCAUCAAAAAUGUUGGAUUUGGAAUAUUCUCAAUUUUUCUUUCUGACAUCCAAACCAGAACUCUCGACUUCUCCAGGUAAGAAAAUCGCUGGCCACGUAGCCUACGGGUCAAUUUCGGAUAGCGGUCGCGUGUUGGACGCAUCCGCCACAUUGUAGAGAUGUACACGGCCCACGCUGGUCGUCGUGGUUGUCGUUGUGUAUGGAAAUGGAAAAUGAAUAGUCGUAUCGUUGUCGUGAUAGAUUGAGAAUGAAAUUAGAGACACUGAAUGAAGAUUAGAAGCAUUAGUUUACUAUCGUGAUACUGAAAAAGAAGAUUCGUUGUAGACAGUAAGGAUUACAGUACUCUUGCAUAGAAUUAGAGAAUAGAUCAAGAUAGUCUGCAUGGAAUUAGAAAAUAGAUCAAGAUAGUCAUAGUAGUUCUGUUAGUUUUGUCGGAAUUCAUCUUGCAUGGUUUCUUCUUCAACUGUAGUUGUACUCCUAGAGCCCAGUAAUACGAAAAUGAGUCAUCUCUUACUAAGUACAUGAUCUCAGCUGAAGAUAUUCAAACGUAGUUCUGACGUACAUAUUAUUUCCACCACUGGUCUUAAAUAUAAAAGGAUCAUGAAACUUCUCAGCUUACCACAAUAACUAGAAGAGAAUGAAAAUGAAACUACUUACCUCAUCUAAAAACGAAAUACAGUGAAUCACAGUAAUAGCCUAGAGCAAAGUUUUUGAACAGCUUACGACACCAUUGAUUUUUUCAAGAGAAUUUGCAUUAUCGAUAUUGAACAGCGACGAAGUGAUGAAAAGAUGCGGAAACCAUCGUGCAUAAGAUUGAAAAUGAAGCGCCACCAUCAACCUAAGUAGAUCCCAGAGCUUCGCGAUCCAGCACGUUUCUCACUUACAAAACAGGCGAAGCCUUUCUAUUGCACACGUUCUUAGUUCACAUAUUGUUUGUCAAGUCAGUCAGAACAUCAUACAAGAACAGGCAGAAACUCCUUACGAAUGAUACAAUCUAUCAGAGCCUGACGCGAGCCAUUUAGACGAACACGCACCUCGACACACGCAACAAGUGCCAACGAUAUAUAAUAGCAUCAAGCAGAACUUCCACAUCACACCAGUUGAAAACAUCACCACAGUUGAAACAACUCGAAGAAAGAUCAUCAGCGUUGAUUAUAGGCGUAUUGUCAUCAUCGUAAGGACAUACUUACUUACAACGUUGCACAUCAAAGCGAUAGACUCACGACACUCAUGUAUUAACUUCAACGCAAUCCGUAGCCAGCAGUUUCAAUUGUAUCAAAAUCCGGACUAGUAGUUGUAGCACAGUCUGGCUUUGGAAGAGCAAAGAAAAACGAUCAGGACAACAA